Messenger RNA from Mus musculus (house mouse), 18628 nucleotides. RefSeq names its product attractin (gene Atrn). Bases 14008 to 18540 code for a protein of 1510 amino acids. Gene Ontology annotation, biological process: pigmentation. The transcript has 29 exons. The record is from RefSeq and is a predicted model, not a curated record. Gene Ontology annotation, cellular component: extracellular region; plasma membrane. NCBI's taxonomy places the organism in Eukaryota, Metazoa, Chordata, Mammalia, Rodentia, Muridae.
UGUCUUCUUCUUCUUUUUUUUUUUUUUUUUAAAGAAAUUUAUGUACAGAUAAUGAGAAACUGAGUUCUGAUCUCUGGAAAAAUUUCAAGGAUCUGCCAAUCUGUGUGAGUCAAGUGCCUUGCAUACAUUGGACCUGAGAAUUAUAAAACUAGCUACUGUUUAGGCUGUUUUGGUUUGUUUGUUUGUUUGUUUGUUUUUUGAGUCAUUUUUAAUGAAUACUGUGAAUGGUUAAUCUUCAUUGUCAACUUGGCUGGAACUGGAAUCAGUUAGGAGACACACUUCUGGGUGUGUCUCUGCGGGCAUAUCCAGAGAUCUUUCAUUGAAGAGGGAAGGCCCUGAAGGUAGGUGACAGCAUUAAAGGUAGGUUCAAUAUGAGCUUCAUUUCUAUAAAGGAGAAAGUGAGCCGAGCACCGGGGUCCACCCUCUGCUUCCUAGCUGUGGGUGGGAUGUGGCCAGCUUCUCACACUCUUAUUCCUACCAUGGAUGGACAGUACCUUCAAACUGUGAGCCACAGGAAGCCCUUCCUUAAGUUGCCUUUGUCACAAUGAAAAGCAACUAAUAUAAAUAUUAUGUAUUAGAAGUGGCCUGUGUUAUCAAGUGGACUAGAUCAUAAAAGCCUUUACAGCUUUUGCUCUCUGUUGGAUUUGCUCUAGGGGAAGGAUAUACUAGCAACUUUAAAGAGAAUUCCACAUGGUGACAAAUUGAUGUCACUUGUCCAUAGCUUAUGAGUGACACAUGUGAGCAAGUCAGGAUUUCAGAUGACUGUAGCUCAGACUGAUAUUUUGCCUGCAGUGCUUGGCUAGACUGUCUCUGAAAGUCUAACCCAUAUGAAGUGUUAGACAAUAUAUGUUUAUUACCAUUUUAAUUAGCUGAAAUAAGUGCAAGGUCAUUUGUCAAAAGACCCAAGUAUAUAAAUUAAUUAAUUAAGAUCAUUUAAAAAGCAGGAUGUGAAGUUUAUUUUUUCUUUCUUCUUCCUUUUUUUCUUUCUUCUUUUUUUUUUUUUUUUUUUCAGAGCAAGAGCCAGCACAUGGGGCCUUGUAUACAACCUGCAUUGUGUUCUACAGUGAGCUGUAACCUUUGGUUUUCAUUCCUCUUGUGUUUGCUUUGUAUAUGUUUGAAAUUUUUUAUGAUACAAAUUGAAUCUAGGAUUUCUACUGCAUAAUUACCUAAAUAACCUCCAGGUAGUUUAAGUUUAAGAAUACCCAAUAAAUGAUCAUCUUUUAUACAUCCAGAUAGGAAAGGGAUUCUCAUUCUGGGGAUUUUUAUGUUACAAUGCUAGCGAUUGAAUUCAGGGCUUGACAUGUGCCACCACUGAACUAAGCUCCCUACGUUUUAAAAACACUGUCUGUAUCUGUGUAUGUCUGUGUCUAUGGGUAUGAGAGUGCAAACGUCUGUGGAGUUCUGACAAGGGUAUCAGAUCCUUUGGCACUGGAGUUACAGGCAGUUGCGAGCUACUGGUCGUGGAUCUAGGGAUCCUCUUUGGAUCCUCUUUGAGUCAGCAUACACUUUUAACCUCUCAGUCAUCUCUCCAGCCCCCUCCCCACCCCCUUCCUUGAGACUGGAUCUCAUUAUAUAACCCAGGCUGGUCUUGAAAUUGCAAUUGAUCUUCUCAUAUGGUUUCUGAGUACCUGAAUUAACUGGUAAGUUGUACCCUCUCUCUCUUCUUCCUUUUCCUUGGAAUAAUGUGUUCACUAGGCAGCUCCUGCUGGAACUUGCUAUGCAGAGUUGGCUGGCCGCUAAUAAAGAUCCUCUUGCCCCUGCCUCCAGAGAGCUGGGAUUAAAGGCAUGUGCCACUGCAUCCACCAGAGAGAGGAAUUCUUAAAACAAGGAUCAUAAGUAAAAGAUACAUUUACCUUCAUUUUAAAAAUGACUACUUAUUACAUGAUGGACCUCAAUCUGAAAAAAUUAUAUUGUCCCCACGUAUAAUAAAGAAAAAUAGUGGGCUGGAGAGAUGGCUCAGCCGUUAAGAGCAUUGGCUGUUCUUCCAGAGGUCCUGAGUUUAAUUCCCAGCAACCACAUGGUAGCUCACAAACAUCUGUAAUGGAAUCUGAUGCCCUCUUCUGGUAUAUCUGAAGACAGCUACAGUAUACUCAUAUAAAUAAAAUAAAUCUUUAAAAAAAUAAAGAAAAAUAGUGUCUGAAUAUAUAAGUAACUACCACAAAUCAACAAGAAAACAAUAACCUGUAGGAAAAUGGGUCAGUGGUAUGAUUGUAUAAUAUAGAAAAGAGAGACAAACAGCCAAUAAGCCAAUAAGCAGACCAGAAGCAGGGCACCGUGCCACGUUCCUUCAGUUCCAGCCACUCAGGUUGCUAAGUCAGGAAGGGCAAUGGAGCCUAGGGUUUCAGAGCCAGACAGGGCACUAAUACAAGAGUCAAUUUGUCUGUCUGUGUAUGGGUGCUCGACCUGCAUGUACAUUUAUGUAUCACUUACAUGGAGGCCAGAAAAGGGCAUUAAAUCCCUUAUAAGUUCAGUUACAGCUGGCUGUGAGCUCCAUGAGGGUGCUGGGAUCCGAACCUGGCUCCUCUGCAAGAGAAGCUAGUACUCAACCAGAGUUAUCUCUCCAACAUCAUUUUUUUUUUUGAGAUAGGGCCUCAUGUGGAUGAGGCUAGCUUCCAACCUAAUAUGUUGUAGAAGAUGACUUCGAGCUUUUUUUUUUAAGACUUAUUUAUUUUAUGUACGUGAAUCCACUGUUACUGUCUUCAGACACACCAGAAGAAGGCAUCAGAUCCAUUAUAGAUGGUUGUGAGCCAACAUGUGGUUGCUGGGAAUUGAACUCAGGACCUCUGAAAGAGCAGACAGUGCUCCUAACAGCUGAGCCAUCACUCCAGCCCAACCUUGAACUCCUGACCCUCCUGUGUCUGUCUAUGUUUGGAAUGCUGGGAUAAGAGGCAUUCACUAUGUUGUUAAAUUCCUUCCCGGGGAAGAGAUGGUCAACAUCUACAUCUUCUCCUAAGGUCCUAGCAACCGUAGGGACCUAAAUGGAGGGAAACAAUACAUUUAUUGAGAGCAUGGGGGAGGGGCUAGUUACAGGUAUGUGUGCGUUCCUUCCUCAGUAGGAUGCACAUGAAAGCUUUUUCUUCGAAUAGCUGAGGGCUUCCCUACAUUGAGCCUCUUCCCCUAGUCUUCUUUGGCCUAUGUAUUCUUGUCCCUCCCAGAAGCCACCUGCAAUUAGGGCAGAGUUGCAUAUAACAGGUGGUAGGAAGCAGCUAGAUACUCAAGUGAGGGUCUUUUGACAUUAUCUACCCCUUGGCCUGGAGGACAGUCAUUCAGGAUACAGCACCACACCCAGUUUAUGUAGUGCUGGACAUUGAGGUUUUGUGUGUUGCACAAGCGAUGCGCCAGCUGAGCUCUAGCUGCAGCCCAUAAGGCCCAGUUUGUUCUUAAAAGAUAACUAGAAGUGAAAAACCAUCCUGCAGAAUCAGAAUGUGUGUUAGACCCCAUAGCGAUCAACACCCAGGCCCUAGUGGCUUUAACAGUGACUAGUUGACAUAUUUCUGGGAAAUCUCUGGGACAUAUCUGCAGAUUCAACCUGAAUCAGAAUAACUCAGAACAAAAAUGUCAUGUGUAUUGAGUUUAUGCAGAUUUAAAAUCACUGUUAUUCUUUGACAGCUAGCUGCCUUUAUUUAUUUUAUAUUCUUUUGAAUUAGGGUUUUGGUUUGUUGCCCAGGCUGGACUUGAACUCCUGAGCUCGAGUGACCAUCCUGGUUCAACCUUCUGAGUUUUGGUAUUACAGGUAUGUGCUACCACAUCAUUUUAUAUGAGAGAUUUGUGCAUCCAAAGAUUCUGAUGUCUCAGGGAGUAUCUUUGAACUAAUUAAUCACCCACACACCCCAUACCCCAGACUCCUCCUCUUCCCCUUUCUGAGCCCCACAGCAUUUCCUAGAACAUUUCUAUCCUGGAAUUAAGCUCCGAUUGUUUUCAAGAGGAACUGGUUUGAUAUCGUCUCUUGUAGUAAUCACCCUCCCUUCCCAACUCCUUCUCGCUGCACUAAGUGCUUCCUGGAAUCCCGAGUAUACAUGCUCUACUCCUCGCCUCAGGAUUCCUGUCUGGGAGAACCUCUACUAAUAUCAAAACUAUCUCUAUUCUUUGCCAGCAUGGAUGAAACCUGAAUCCUGAUGACUGUGGGAACUUUCCAUAAGGGAAAAGGUGCGCACAAAGACAGACCAGACUAUAGGCACACACUGCCCAAGCCCCAGGCUCUGUUCAUAGACCUCCCAGAUGUCUACUUUCUUCCAGUCUCCACUGGUGUCAACAACUGGCACCAUAAGACUUUUCAUUUUUAUUUUUGAGAUUAUAAUGUAGUUACAUCUUUUCCCUCUUCCCUUUCCCCCCUCCACUUUCAGCCUUGACUUGCCUGGGUUCAUAGCUAAACUCUACCUGAUGCUUAACAUUCUCUUUCCCCUGUCUCCCAGGUCUCAUUGUGUAGCCUUGGCUGGCCCAGAACUUUCUAUGUAGACCAGGCUGGCCUGAGAUCCACAGAGAUUAGCAUUUCUCUGUCACUUGAGUGGUGGGACUAAAGGCCUGUGUCAGGAGUGGAGGCAGGGGGAUGGGAGAAGGGACAAUGGUGUGGCCCCUGGUAGGGGAGCAGGACACUAUGUAAGGCAUGUCAAGUGUGUAGCCUGUCUGGAAAGUAGGAUUUGCUCCAGGAAACAGAAGAGGCAGAAUCUGUGGAGUAGCCCACUGGGAGACCUGCUGUAUAAUGACAGUAUUUGCAUAGGGAACCCAUGAGACCCAGGGCUAUAAACAAGAUUUAUGAUUUCAGGAACACAGCCUUGGCAGUGGAAGAGCAUUGGGCAUGCAAGGCCUAGAGACCAUUGCUAAUGAGCACCACUUCCCAACCACGGUGCCCCCAGCCACGCUGCCCCCAGCCAUGGUCCUUCCAGCCAUGGUACUCCCAGACUCGCUGCAGUCAGAUGUGCAAAGCUCUUUUAACUUUUAAAGGGAAUGUCAAAGAAUAUAUGGACUCCUUUUGAAAAAUCAGCAUAAUAUUUAGUUCGAUAGCUAGCUGUAAUUUGAGUUCUGUGUUCUUUCAAGCUUAUAUUUCUAUAAUUGAUCUUAACCAAAGGCCAGGAAGUGAUUCCAGCUUCUAUUUCUGAUCAACUUGCUUGAUUUUUCUAUGCUAUUCUUACAUAAGAUAGAAGCCGUUGGUUGGGGCUAUAUAGUCACAUGCCAGAUAACAGACACAUAUAUUGUAUACCACAGUGGACCCAUAGACUAUAUCACUCAGUGAUGGUGUAGCCAUUUUAGCUGAUGAAGUACUGUCUGUGAUGUUUUCACAGUGAUGGAAUCGAGAGACAGAGCAUUUCUCAGAACAUAGCCUAUGUUAAGCACAGUUUGUAGCAUGAUCAACUCCCAUUGCUUUCAUUAGUGAUUAGAACACUUAUCGGUGCUCAUUAGGGAGAAAUGCAGUGUCUUCCUCCGAGUCUCUUUCUUUUCUAAUAAAUUGUCCAAGAAGCCUGACACCUGUUCCAUUUAAAAACAGCCAGUUCAGCUUCCAACUAAGUCAGCCAAGCCAUGGUUAUCCAUUGACUUAGAAAAGGCAGGCCAGGCAGAGGAGCCCCUGACUGACUGAGAAGAGUUCCUAUUUGCACAGACACAGUAUGGGUAAAUGUUGCAAAAGUGACAAGUGUUAGGUAAACUGUUCAAAGAUCACCUGGGGAGUGUAACUGACUGGCAGUCCCUCUGGCUUCCUCAUGGGAUUGUAUUAGUGCAGGCUGAUUCCUGAGAGAGUCAGAACUUCUCCAACUGGCAAAUUGGCUCCAGGGCUCCCCACUGGCUCAGCGAGUGUUUUCUCAGAACUAUAUCUAGGUAGAAGACUCCUCUUAACUGGUCUCCCCUUCUCCCUUUUCUCCACAGCCAUCAGGGCUUUAUUACAGCCUGAUUCAUCUCCUUGCCUUCUCUGGCUUCUUUCCCCUUUACCAUUUGCAGACAUUCCUCUUAAUAAGUACCUUGCCUGUCUGAUUGUUUUGACAUCUGCUUCUGAAUAGACUGCCAGGGAUACCCAGAUACCCAGUGCCAGAACUGGUUCCUACAGGCUGGAGAGAAGAGUUUAUGCCUUGAUUCUCAAUUCUGCACUCAAUGACAUGUUGGUAGCUUGAAAGAUGUCCUGGUGGGAACACUUGGUACAAUAGAAGUCAACUAAUGAUACAUAAGUGGGCUUUUCUUUCCCAAGUGAGCUGCUGGUUAGACGUUUAUCAGCACGCCUCUGGUACAGACUCAGUAGAAAUGCCCGUCUGUUGGCAUAUGCUUUUAAUUCCACCAGUCAGGAGCCAGGGGUAGACUGAUCUCUAUGAAUUCAAGGCCAGCCUGGUGUACAUAGAUUCCGGCACAGCCAGGGAUACAUAGAAAACACUAUCUCAAACCCACAAAAGGAAUUAAAAAUUAAAAAUGAAGUGUAAGGAAAUCACCAAGCAGCCUGGUGUGGUGGUUUCGAUGAGACUGGUCCCUGUAGGUUCACAGACCCGCAUAGUCAGUCUCCAGUGGAUGAGCUGCCAGGGAAGGAUUAGGGGGUGUGGCUUUCUUGGAGUAGGUGCUGCUUCAUUGGUGGAGGUGUGUCAGUAGAGGUAGGCUUUGAGGUUCAAAAGACCACACCUUUGAACCCAGACAGGCCCAGUCUGUUUGUCUCUGUCUCUCUGUUUCUGUGCCUGCUGCUUAGGAUCAGGACAUAAAGCCAUGCCUACCUCCAUGCCACUAUGCUCCCCACCAUGAUGAUGAUGGACUAACCUUCCAAAACUGGAAGCAAACUCCCUAGUUAAAUGGUCUCAUUUAUAGGAGUUCCUAUGGUCACUGUGUCUCUUCACAGCACUAGGACACUGAGACACCUGAGUUAAAAUCCUAGACUGAGGAGCUCAGGUGAACACUUGGCACUCACCUACUGUGUACAAAGUACUGUGUUCAAUCAUCAUUACUGGGAGAAAAACGUUUUGUGAUAGCUGGCUGCAGGGGCUGAAGCCUCUAAUACAGACCCUGAGAGACAGAGGAGGAGAACCACCUCAAGUGUGAGGUCAAGCCGGGGCCACUGAGCAAGACCUUGUCUUGACAAAGCAAAAAGCAAACAGACACACAUUCCCAGACUCAAACUAGAAACUCCCCAAAUGUCUCCCAGGAACAGGAUAAGUUAACAAUUUGUCAUAAAAUUUUAUAUAUUUUUUUUUUCGUACAAAAGAAUAUGAGAUAGAAAAUAAGUGGCCUACUAUUUUAAGUAAUAUGGCCGGAUAUCACAAAUAGACUUCUUAGUGAAAGAAGCAAGACAUAAAAGAACUCAUUCUGUAGAGUUCUGUUUAUACGAAGUAAAACCAACAACAUAGUAAAGCGAAUCUAUGCUGUACAAAGUCGGAAGAGUGACCCCUUGGCUGUGGUGGUGUGGCAGGAGCAGGCUAGAGGAGACCCGACAGUGUCCUGAUUCCUUCUCUGCGUUCUGGUUAUUUGUGUACGUUUACUUUGAGGAGUUCCAUGGUUGUAUGUAUGUUUUACUUUUCUGCAUUCAUGCUAUACUUUAGUACAGAGUUUUAAAAGGCAUAUUGUAUAGGGUAUUUGUAACCACGAGCCACUCUAGUGGGCUCUUGUGCAUGCAAAACUUCUUUUCUUUCUUAUUUUAUAAAAUAUAUUAUUUUAUAAAACAAUUUUCAUGAGUUUAAACCCAUGAGCAGUAUAAGAUCACACGGAUUCUGUGUCCAGUGGCCUUUGCAGGCAGGUUGCUUUGGAAUUAAACAUUUAGUCCAUGGGCCCCUAUCUUAGUUACUGUUCUGUUUGCAGUGAAAGGAUGCCAAUGACUGAAGUAGCUUAUAAAAGAAAGCAUUUAACAGAGAGCUUGCUUACAGUUUCAGAGGGUUAGUGCUUGAAUAUCAUGACAGGGAGUCUGGUAGCACACAGGAAGGUAUGGGACCAGAGCAAUACCUAAGAGCUUACAUCUGAUCAGAAAGUUGCAGGCAGAGACAGAGACUGGGCCUGGUGUGGGCUUUUGAAACCUCAAAGGUCACCUUUGAGUAACACACCUCCUUCAACAAGGCUACACCUCCUAAUCCUUCCUAAAAAACGUCACCAACUGGGAACCAACCAUUCAAUGUGUGACUAUGGCCAUUCUCACUCAAACCACCACAGGCCUGGAUUCCCCAACCUCCACCCCUGGCCAUUACUCUUACUUUGUUUAGUUUCCCUCCAGAAGUACCGGAGUUCUUUUUUUUUUUUUUUUUUUUUUUUUUUUUUUUUUUGCUUUAUACACAUGUUCAUCACACCUAAGUAGACUUCAGUUUCAUCUUGAGCAUACACUCCUUCAUUUUAAGAAGAGUCAUGCUCUCUCUUUGGUUCUGAGGUCUUAUCUUAUAGCCAGCAAGGCCGCCGCAGGUGUUGGGAGCACAGCACAAAGAUCUCCAGAGAAACCAGGAAUGUCUUUCCAAUGGCAAAGAUGUAAAAAACCUUUUCUUCCACCCAAAAUUCUGAAAGUUGGAAAUGAUUAAUGGCCUGAUUUUUCUUCCUUCCUCUUUCACUGUGUUUCUUAUAACACUCUUUUUUUUAAAAAAAGAUUUAUUUAUUAUUAUAUCUAAGCACACUGUAGCUGUCUUCAGACACACCAGAAGAGGGUGUCAGAUCUCACUAAGGAUGGUUGUAAGCCACCAUGUGGUUGCUGGGAUUUGAACUCAUGACCUUUGAAAGAACAGUCAGUGAUCUUACCCACUGAGCCAUCUCUCCAGCCCCAUAACACUCUCUUAAUAAACCAUUUCUUCAUAUGAUGCUUCAGGCUCCACUUUUGGAGACACUGUUUUAGUCUAUUCUUUGUUGCCAUUAACAGAAUAUCUGAAAUUGGAAAAGUUGAUUUGGCAUCUAAGGAUGCCCAAGACUAUGAUGUAGUGAGAAACUUGUGGUGUUUUAAUCCACAAUGGCAAGAAGCAGGCAAGUAAGUCUAUUCAGAGAGAAGCAAGAGAAACCCAAGGUAGCUGAACUCACUGUAUCACAACCAGUUCUCCUGGAAACUAACCCAGUGUCAUGGGAGUAAGAACCCCGGUGGCAGAGGCAUUAAUUAACUCAUCUGAGUAAGCACUACUCAUAGGUCUUGUGGUAGUUUGAAUGAGAAUGGCCCUGUCUUAGUUAUUGUUCUAUUGCUGUGAAGAAACAUCAUGACCAAAGCAACUUACAGAAGAAAGCAUUUAAUUGGGAGCUUAAUUACAGUUUCAGAGGGUGAGUCUAUUAUCAUCAUGACAGGAAGUGUGACAGGCAGGCAUAGCACUGGAGCAGUAGCUAAGAGCUUACAUGGGGAUCUACAAGCAGAGGCAGAGAGAGCAUGAAACUGGACCUGGCAUAGGCUUUUGGAACUUCAGAGCCCACUCCUAGCGACACACCUUCUUCAACAAGGCCAUACCUUCUAACCCAUCCCAAACAGUUCCACCAACUGAGGACCAAGUCUUCAAUGAGCCAGCGGGGGCCAUUCUCAUUCAAACCACUAUAGACCCCAGUAGGCUCACAGGACCCAGGUUCAGUUCCCUGGCACCUGCAUGGAGGUUCAUAACCAGGCAGUUCAUAAUGAUUCUUCUAUUUACAGCUUAGACAUAAAGCAUUCCUGGUUAAAGGCUGGUUUUGUUUGUCAUUGGCAGUAACAUUUCUGGGACCUGGAAAUGGCUGCUUGAGGAAGGACCAGUGAAGAAAGGGUAGCAUAAAUUCUGGGUACAAAGGCUUAUAGAGUUAUGGUGUGAAAGAAAAAUCCUCAUAGGCUCGGGUAUUUGAAUACUUGGCCUCCAGUUGAUGGCACUGUUUGGGGGAGAUUAUGGAGCCUUUAGGAAGUGAAGGCUGGCUGUCUUUAGGUCAGGCUUUGAUGUUGCAUAGCCUGGUCCCACUUCCUGUUAUUCCCCUCUGCUACCUAUGUAUGGAUGAAGUCUGAUCUUUCUGUCUCCUAUGUGCCAGGCCACCUUUAUAUUCCUGCCAUGCCUUGUCUGCUGCGAUGGACUAUAUCCCUUCUGGAACUAUAAGCCAAAGCAAACAUGUAUUCCCUAGCAUGCUUCCCCCCACCCCCGUUAAGGUGCAUUUUACGAGUGUUUUGCCUGAAUGUAUGUGUGUGUACUAUCUGCAUAUUUGGUACACGAAAAGAUCAGAAGAUCUCAUCUGAUUAUCUAGAUCCCCCAGAGCUAGAGCAAUGGAAGCUAUUUAUGAACCACCAAGUGGGUGCUGGGAACUAAAUCUGGAUCAUCUGCAAGUAGAUUUAACCUCAGGGCAGUCUCUCCAGCCUCCAACUUGCUUUUUCUCAAGACAUUUUAAACAUAACUAAUUCAUAGAGCUCAAAAGACAUACUUUCAGAGGCCUGACCAGACAUGACACAUAGCUUACUAUCUAUGUGUAUAUUUGAUUUUAUGAUCAUACUGAAUUCUUUAUUCCUUUCUCUUCCUUCCUUUCCUCCUUCCUUUUCUUUCUUUCUUUCUUUCUUUCUUUCUUUCUUUCUUUCUUUCUUUCUUUUCUUUCUCUCUUUCUUUCUCUUUUUCUUUCUUUCUUUCUUUCUUUCUUUCUCUCUCUCUCUCUCUCUCUCUCUCUCUCUCUCUCUCUCUCUCUCUCUCUCUCUCCCUCUCUCUCUUUCUUCCUUUCUCUUUCUCUCUUUUGAGACAGGAUCUUCUUCUACAUAGCCCUGACUGGCCAGGAACUCACUUUGUAUGCCAGGCUGGCUUUGAACUCAGAGAUCCACCUACCCCUGCCUCCCAAGUGCUGGGAUUGAAAGAGCAUGUGUUACUACCCCUAGGUGAGUAUUUUUGUUUGUUUUAAAUUUAUUACUGUGUGUGCUCAUGUUAUGGGAUGAGUAUGGAGGUCUGAAGACAAUGUUGUGGAGUCAGCUCUCUCCUUCUACCUUUAUACAGGUUUCAGGGGUUGAACUUAAGUUGCCAGCUUUACACGGCAAGCAUCUUUACCCACUGAGCCAACCCUUUCUGGUUUUUGUUUUUUUUUUUUUUAUUAAAAAUCUUUUAAAUAGGAUCUGUCUAUUAUGUAUCUCUGAUUUGUCCUGGAACUUACUCUGUAGACCAGGCUGGCCUCACAAAGAUCCACCUGCCUCUGCCUCCCCAGUGCUGGGACUGGAGUCAUGUACCACCAUGAGUAGUCUCACCAGCCCUUUCUUGAUGAAUUCUUAAUUGGGUCUACAUCACUAGACCUCUUGUCCUUGUUGAAAGUGAGUUACAGGAUAUGUUAGUUUUUUGUUGUGUAACCAGUCAUUCCCAUUACUGGCUUAAACAAGUACUCUUACUUAUUUUGCUCAUAUACUAGUAACUUGUGUUUGGCAGGGAGUCCUUGUCUUGGCUACUUGAUUAUCUGGUACUCAAGUGAGACGUCUUGAGUGGCUGUAGAUUAGAAAGGUUGGAGCAUAGCUACCUUCUAGUAUGGCAAUUUCAGAAAAGUGGAAUUCUUUGAUGGCCCCUGGCUUUCCCCAGAGCAAGUGUUCCGAGACAGCUGGAAAGAAUCGUCAAGAUUUUGUGUGACCCAGGAAUCUCAGACUGGAAAAUCCCAGAAAGGCUUCCUCUCUUCAUGGCAGGAGACAGUGUUAGCCUCUUUUGUGCUUCUGUGAGCAAAAUGCCCUGGCAAAAGCAACUUAAGGGAAGAAGUAUCUAUUUUGGCUCUUGUUAACAGAAGGAUUUCAGUCUCUCACACAGGGAAGGCGUGGCAGAGUUCCCAGCUGUCUGUGGCAGAGAGACGCAUGGAGUGGAGGAUGGCUUACAUGGUAGCAAUACAGAAUAAGGGAAAGCAAGGAGAACCAGAGGCAGGAGCACGCUCCAAGGCAGCGCAGCCCACAGGCUUCCAAACAGUGCCAGAAGCAGGGAGCUAAGGGUAAAACAGGAGCGGGGGCCGUGGGGAGAGGGGGAGAGGCGGGCACGGGGAUAGGUGAGAUUCAAUAGGAGACGUUGUAACUGUGUAGUCUACCACAUGACCAUGGUAGGUCCAUGUCUCCUGCUUCCUUCUUUCAUCAUAUACAGCCGUAUGUAGAACACAGUAGAGGAGAAAGAGAAAAGACAAAGAAAUGAACAAAUGUGAAGACUGGAAUCUGGUUUGGAGCCCUGGGAUAGCUGGGGUGAGGCUGCUGUGUAUGCAGUUCAGCUCUACCAGGCCUUCAGGGGAUGCAGAGUGAGCAAGGUCAGGGCCUGCGCUGGACACUGGUGUCUGACUAUGGGUGCACUCCAAUUCUCUACUCCCAGGUUAAUCAGAGAGGUUUCAUACAUGUAUGUGAGGUUUUCUUUGUUUUCCAGGACCAGGUGCCCAAACUCUCAAGUACCUGCAUAAGUAUACUCUGCACAGCCCAAGAUUAUGAGGCAAAGUUCUGAUUAGCCUCUCUAAAGCAGGCUGAAACAUUGCUUGAAAGAGCAAUGGGCCUCUCACUGGAUGAGACACAGGAAAGAUUUGUUCCUAUUUAGAUAAUGUAGACUUGAUGAGAAAUCUUGCUUGUCAACUUGACUGUAUCUGGGAUCAACAACAACACAAGCACAUAGGCAUUCUUGGGAAGAACUGGUUUUUCUUUUUAAGACUAGGAUUCUCUAUGUAGCCCUGGCUGUUCUGGAAUUCACUCUGUAGACCAGGCUGGCCUCACAGAGAUCCACCUGCCUCUGCCUCUCAAGUGCUGGGAUUAAAGGUGUGGGCCACCAUUUCUUGGGCAUGAAGAAUUGUCUUAAUCAGAUUACCUGAAGCAGGAAGACUCAUUCUAAAUCUGUGUAGCACUUUCUCAUGGCAGAUAAGAGGACAGAGAAGAAGAAACUUUGCUUUCUGUCUGCUUGUUCUUAUUCUUGGAGGGAAGGUCAUCUAUCAAGUUUCUGCAGCGUUACCUCACUGAUAUUAGAACUGACUUCUUUGGAUCAGCAGUGAGAUCUCCAGGAAUCUUUUAGGACUCCAGCACCGAAUUGGGACUGUGGAGUCCAGUCUUGUGGAUCAAGCACCUUUCUAGGGUGGGACAGCCAUUGUUGAACUACUUGGACUGCAUCCUGUAAGCCAACUAAAUAGAUCUCUAUCUAUCUAUCUAUCUAUCUAUCUAUUCUUUUAGUGGAACAACUCAGAUGGCUAAAACAACCCAUAUGGCUUCUUCACUCAGUGACUGUUCUUCCAGCUAUAAGCUUACCAGAUUCAUUUGCCUGGGACCUUUUCUCUCCAUAUGACCUCUGUAUGAAUCUUUCCAAGGUGGAAGAGCAGGAGAAUCCCAGGACAACAAAUAAACAAAUACCUCCCAAACCAGACCAAGCAACAAAAGAAACAAAAAAUAAGAUCAGAGCUGGAACUGACACGUUAUCUCUUUACCAUAUCCUUCUAUCGGUUUAAUAUAGUCAAGGUCCAGCGUACAUUCCAGGGUAGUGGCCCAUACAAGGUUAUGCUAUUGGGAAGUAUGUAUCAUUGGGAGUAGGAGAGGCACUGGCGUUAGCAAGAAGGGUGUGCAAGCUGAGAGCGCUCCCGGUAAUUCUGGGCUGUUCUUUCUUCAGAGAAUAUGGAUAGGUCGUGGGGUACAAGAUAAUGCUAAACUUCUCCUGCAGAAUUUAAGGUACACAUAGACAUGGUCUGCCACUGGUUCAAUCCGCUCGCUAUCAAGGAAAGCCUGGCUGUGUGUGCAUUCAGUCAGUUACACAUCUAUUCAUAUGCAGGUGCUUAAUUAACACACGUGCCAUUUUGUUAUCCCUAGUUUAGAAACGCGAAUGCAGUAAGUACUACUUCUUCAGGUCUCAGCUAGCAACACACGACAUCAUUAGCCUUUUGGGUCCGGUUUCUCACCAAAAUGGAGUUGGGGUUAUAAGCUGAGCUUUGGAGGCGUCCAAAGGGUAACACUUACCACAGUCAGCUUGUCUAGCAGAGCCAGGCAGCCACUGUAAGGAGGUACUGGCUAACUCGUCGUAGCGCGGUGCGGAAAGCAAAGAGCCUCCGUAGACUAGGCGAUGUUCAUCCGCGCUAAGACCCUGGCAUUGAGCAGGUCUACAUGCUGGGCACGCCGGAAGACCACGGCCCUGGUCCCGCCCCCGCGCAUGCCAGCCCCGCCCCUGCCCGACGCACAGCGGGAGCCCCGCCUUGGAUAUGGACCCGCCGGGCCACCGUCGCCCGGCCCCGCCUAGCACGGCCAGGCGAAGGGGAGCCGGCGUGCGGGGUGUGUAUGUGUUCGCUGGGCGCCGGCUCAGCCCCAGGAAGAUGGUGGCGGUGGCGGCGGCGGCGGCGACUGAGGCGCGGCUGAGGGGGAGCACGACGGCGACAGCAGCGCCUGCGGGCAGGAAGGGCAGGCAGCACCGACCCUGCACCGCGACAGGGGCCUGGAGGCCGGGACCGCGCGCCCGGCUGUGUCUACCGCGGGUGCUGUCGCGGGCGCUGCCCCCGCCGCCGCUGCUGCCGCUGCUCUUUUCGCUGCUGCUGCUGCCGCUGCCCCGGGAGGCCGAGGCCGCUGCGGUGGCGGCGGCGGUGUCGGGCUCGGCCGCAGCCGAGGCCAAGGAAUGUGACCGGCCGUGUGUCAACGGCGGCCGCUGCAACCCUGGCACCGGCCAGUGCGUCUGCCCCACGGGCUGGGUGGGCGAGCAAUGCCAGCACUGCGGGGGCCGCUUCAGACUAACUGGCUCUUCUGGAUUUGUAACAGAUGGACCUGGGAAUUAUAAAUAUAAGACGAAGUGCACAUGGCUCAUUGAAGGACAGCCAAAUAGAAUAAUGAGACUUCGCUUCAACCAUUUUGCUACAGAAUGUAGCUGGGACCAUUUAUAUGUUUAUGAUGGGGACUCAAUCUACGCACCUCUGAUUGCUGCCUUUAGUGGCCUCAUUGUUCCUGAAAGAGAUGGCAAUGAGACGGCUCCUGAGGUCACUGUCACUUCAGGUUAUGCACUGCUGCAUUUUUUCAGUGAUGCUGCUUAUAAUCUGACUGGAUUUAAUAUCACUUACAAUUUUGACAUGUGUCCGAAUAAUUGCUCAGGCCGAGGAGAGUGUAAGAGCAGUAACAGCAGCAGCGCUGUUGAGUGUGAAUGUUCUGAAAACUGGAAAGGGGAGUCGUGUGACAUUCCUCACUGUACAGACAACUGUGGCUUUCCUCACCGAGGCAUCUGUAAUGCAAGCGAUACCAGAGGGUGCUCCUGCUUUCCUCACUGGCAGGGUCCUGGAUGCUCAAUUCCUGUGCCAGCUAACCAGUCUUUUUGGACUCGAGAAGAAUAUUCUGAUUUAAAGCUUCCCAGAGCCUCUCAUAAAGCUGUGGUCAAUGGAAAUAUAAUGUGGGUUGUUGGCGGAUAUAUGUUCAACCAUUCAGAUUACAGCAUGGUUUUAGCGUAUGACCUGACUUCUAGGGAAUGGCUUCCACUAAACCAUUCUGUGAACAGUGUGGUUGUAAGAUAUGGUCAUUCUUUGGCAUUACAUAAGGAUAAAAUCUACAUGUAUGGAGGAAAAAUUGAUUCAACAGGGAACGUGACCAAUGAGCUGAGAGUAUUUCAUAUUCAUAAUGAAUCAUGGGUAUUGUUAACUCCGAAAGCUAAGGAUCAGUAUGCAGUGGUUGGACACUCAGCACACAUUGUUACACUGGCAUCUGGCCGUGUGGUCAUGUUGGUCAUCUUCGGUCAUUGCCCACUCUAUGGAUAUAUAAGCGUUGUGCAGGAAUAUGACUUGGAAAAGAACACAUGGAGUAUAUUACAUACUCAGGGUGCUCUUGUGCAAGGGGGUUAUGGCCACAGUAGUGUUUAUGAUGACAGGACCAAGGCUCUGUACGUUCAUGGUGGCUACAAGGCUUUCAGCGCCAACAAAUACCGGCUUGCAGAUGACCUCUACAGAUACGAUGUGGAUACUCAGAUGUGGACCAUUCUUAAGGACAGCCGAUUUUUCCGUUACUUGCAUACAGCUGUGAUAGUGAGUGGAACCAUGCUGGUGUUUGGAGGGAACACACACAAUGACACUUCCAUGAGCCACGGUGCCAAAUGCUUCUCCUCAGACUUCAUGGCUUAUGACAUUGCUUGUGACCGAUGGUCAGUGCUUCCCAGACCUGAGCUCCAUCAUGAUGUCAACAGAUUUGGCCAUUCAGCAGUCUUGUACAACAGCACCAUGUAUGUGUUCGGCGGCUUCAACAGCCUCCUCCUCAGUGACGUCUUGGUCUUUACCUCGGAGCAGUGCGAUGCACACCGCAGUGAAGCUGCUUGUGUGGCAGCAGGACCUGGUAUCCGGUGUCUGUGGGACACACAGUCGUCUCGAUGUACCUCCUGGGAGUUGGCAACUGAAGAACAAGCAGAAAAGUUAAAAUCAGAGUGUUUUUCUAAAAGAACCCUUGACCAUGACAGAUGUGACCAGCACACAGAUUGUUACAGCUGCACAGCCAAUACCAAUGACUGCCACUGGUGCAAUGAUCACUGUGUCCCUGUGAACCACAGCUGCACAGAAGGCCAGAUCUCCAUUGCCAAGUAUGAGAGUUGCCCCAAGGAUAACCCCAUGUACUACUGCAAUAAGAAAACCAGCUGCAGGAGCUGUGCCCUAGACCAGAACUGCCAGUGGGAGCCCCGGAAUCAAGAGUGCAUCGCCCUGCCGGAAAAUAUCUGUGGCAAUGGCUGGCAUUUGGUUGGAAACUCGUGUCUGAAAAUCACUACUGCUAAGGAGAAUUAUGACAAUGCUAAAUUGUCCUGUAGGAACCACAAUGCCUUUUUGGCUUCCCUCACAUCCCAGAAGAAGGUGGAGUUUGUCCUUAAGCAGCUUCGAUUAAUGCAAUCAUCUCAAAGUAUGUCCAAGCUCACUCUGACUCCAUGGGUUGGUCUUCGGAAGAUCAAUGUGUCUUACUGGUGCUGGGAGGAUAUGUCUCCAUUCACAAAUAGUUUGCUGCAGUGGAUGCCAUCUGAGCCCAGUGAUGCUGGCUUCUGUGGGAUCUUGUCAGAGCCUAGUACUCGGGGAUUAAAGGCUGCAACCUGCAUCAACCCUCUCAAUGGCAGCGUCUGUGAAAGGCCUGCAAACCACAGUGCCAAGCAGUGCCGGACACCAUGUGCCCUGCGGACAGCGUGUGGCGAGUGCACUAGCAGCAGCUCGGAGUGCAUGUGGUGCAGUAACAUGAAGCAGUGUGUGGACUCCAAUGCCUACGUGGCCUCCUUCCCUUUUGGCCAGUGUAUGGAAUGGUAUACGAUGAGCAGCUGCCCACCUGAAAAUUGCUCUGGCUACUGUACCUGCAGCCAUUGCUUGGAGCAGCCAGGCUGUGGUUGGUGUACUGAUCCUAGCAAUACUGGGAAAGGAAAAUGUAUUGAGGGCAGCUAUAAAGGACCUGUGAAGAUGCCGUCACAGGCCUCUGCAGGAAAUGUGUAUCCACAGCCCCUUCUGAACUCCAGCAUGUGUCUAGAGGACAGCAGAUACAACUGGUCUUUCAUUCACUGUCCAGCUUGCCAGUGCAACGGACACAGCAAAUGCAUCAACCAGAGUAUCUGUGAGAAGUGUGAGGACCUGACCACGGGCAAGCACUGCGAGACCUGCAUAUCUGGCUUCUAUGGUGACCCGACUAAUGGAGGCAAAUGUCAGCCAUGCAAGUGCAAUGGGCACGCAUCACUGUGCAACACCAACACCGGCAAGUGCUUCUGUACCACCAAAGGUGUCAAGGGGGACGAGUGCCAGCUAUGUGAGGUAGAAAAUCGAUACCAGGGAAACCCUCUCAAAGGAACAUGCUACUAUACCCUUCUCAUUGACUAUCAGUUCACCUUUAGCCUGUCCCAGGAAGACGACCGCUACUACACAGCCAUCAACUUUGUGGCUACUCCUGAUGAACAAAACAGGGAUUUGGACAUGUUCAUCAAUGCCUCCAAAAACUUCAACCUCAACAUCACCUGGGCCACCAGCUUCCCAGCCGGAACCCAGACUGGAGAAGAGGUGCCUGUUGUUUCAAAAACCAACAUCAAGGAAUACAAAGAUAGCUUCUCUAAUGAGAAAUUUGAUUUUCGCAACCAUCCAAACAUCACUUUCUUUGUUUAUGUCAGUAAUUUCACUUGGCCCAUCAAAAUUCAGAUUGCCUUCUCCCAGCACAGCAACUUCAUGGACCUGGUACAGUUCUUCGUGACUUUCUUCAGUUGUUUCCUCUCGCUGCUUCUGGUGGCUGCAGUGGUCUGGAAGAUCAAGCAGAGCUGUUGGGCAUCCAGGCGGAGAGAGCAACUUCUUCGGGAGAUGCAACAGAUGGCCAGCCGCCCCUUUGCUUCUGUAAACGUUGCCUUGGAAACAGAUGAAGAACCUCCUGAUCUCAUUGGGGGAAGUAUAAAGACCGUUCCUAAGCCCAUUGCCCUGGAGCCCUGCUUUGGUAACAAAGCCGCAGUCCUCUCUGUAUUCGUGAGGCUCCCUCGAGGACUGGGAGGAAUCCCUCCUCCUGGUCAGUCAGGUGAGUCUCGCUGUGGCCAGUGCCCUGGUGGACAUUUCUCAGCAGAUGCCAAUAGUGUACAAGGAGAAGUCAGGAGCUGUAAGAAACCGGAAGCAGCAGCCGCCUGCACAGCCUGGAACCUGCAUUUGAUACUGGGGCAGGAAUUCGCCCUCACAGAGGGCGUGUGGUCCACGAAGCUGUCUACAGGGGAGGCUGCAGGCAGGAAGCAGGCGUGGGGCAGAAGACUGGGGACCCUUGAAGCGUCCAACUCAUGUGCAUGAUCAUGCAAGCUGUUUUCAUGGCUCACCCCUCUGUGUCCAGCAUCUAACCUUUUACUUCUGUGUAGGAAAUAAUUUAAUUACAAGUCCA